This is a messenger RNA of Xenia sp. Carnegie-2017, 1168 nucleotides long. Its product is annotated as elongator complex protein 5-like. Gene Ontology annotation, cellular component: nucleus; cytosol; elongator holoenzyme complex. The record is from RefSeq and is a predicted model, not a curated record. Gene Ontology annotation, molecular function: tRNA binding. Gene Ontology annotation, biological process: tRNA wobble uridine modification. The transcript has 9 exons. Bases 138 to 1052 code for a protein of 304 amino acids. Lineage: Eukaryota; Metazoa; Cnidaria; Anthozoa; Malacalcyonacea; Xeniidae.
CGUGACGAUGGUGGAUAAUUUAGUACAUGAAAGGAUGCGUAAUUUUGUUUUCUUAUGUUCUGACAGUUCUGUCUUGAGAUUAUCUUUACCUUCACUGCCUUGAUAUAGCAUGCUAAAUAAAAACAAACCUGAUCACAAUGUUUGAUGAUAUUAUUUCUGGAAAAGAAGAAAGUAGUUUCAUUUUAAUACAUGACAGUCUAAAGCACAGAGGAAAUUGCUUAUUGAAUCACAUCAUUCAGAAAUUACUUGACAGAUUUGGCAUUGUAAUUAUGCUGGCAUUUGAUAAGUUUUCAAAAAGUAAUAGAAGGUUAUACAUCUAUGAUGGCAUUUCUGAUCCUCUGAGAUGGAUCAACAUUGGAUGCAAUGAUAUAUCAUCUUCAUAUAUUUGCAAAAAUAUUCUUGUGGAAGUUACAAAAGAUGAAAAUUUUAUUCAGCUACUACCAGAUAAAUUGACCAAAGUAAGUGUAGUGAUCAACUCACUCAGUAUGGUUAUCCAUCAUGGAAAUCAAGCAACAAUUUCAAAAGAUUUGUUUGAAGUCAUCCAUUUCAAAACACCAAAACUCCAAGUUUAUCAAACUGUUGCUCUAGUUCACUCUGAUUUACACGAGAAAAAUUCCUUGCUUUCCUUAAACUACAUGGCCUCUACCUGUGUUCAUCUCUUGCAUCAUGACUUUAAUGGUGGUAAUUUUAAUGGAUACCUUGCAAUCACACACUUAAAAAGUAAUGGGAAAUUGUACAAAAAGACUGAAACUUAUAGAUGUACGAAGAAUGAUGAACUAGAAUUUGCAGCUACACUUGGAGGGAACAAAAAAUAUUUAGACAAUGGAACAAAAGUAUCUGAGAAUGAAGAUGUCUUAUCAAAUUUGACAUUCAAUCUCUCAUUAACUGAUGAACAAAAGAAAAUUCGUGAUCAGUUACAGCUACCCUAUUUGCUGGAUGAAAAAACUAAAAAAAUUCAGUUGGAAUUGGGAAAGGAAAGUAAAAUAUUUUAUGAAGCUGAUGCAAAUGAUGAUCUUGAUGAAGAAGAUCCUGAUGAUGAUCUUAACUUCUAGCAAAUAUAACAUAUUAUACUACAUGUAAAAUAAAAUUUGUACAUGACUUCUGUGAUCUACAUACAAAGCAUGUAGCUAGAACAAAGGAAUAAAUACAAGUUUUCUUCACUGUGUGA